Molecule: messenger RNA, 2576 nt
Organism: Folsomia candida
Lineage: Eukaryota; Metazoa; Arthropoda; Collembola; Entomobryomorpha; Isotomidae
Product: hypoxia-inducible factor 1-alpha
Exons: 6
Coding region: 318-2396 (692 amino acids)
Biological process (GO): regulation of transcription by RNA polymerase II; cellular response to hypoxia
Molecular function (GO): DNA-binding transcription factor activity, RNA polymerase II-specific; RNA polymerase II transcription regulatory region sequence-specific DNA binding; protein dimerization activity
Source: RefSeq, a predicted model, not a curated record
CAGACUGGCCUCAUUCAACGCUCAACUUACUUCAGAGAAGAACAUCACGAGAACUCUCCAGAUUUUUGUCUACGUGCAAAGCUGCUUCCUACUGCAUAACCUUGUGAAAGUUUCAUCAGUUCAGUUUUACUUCGGCAUGAUAGAAGAGCAUUGCCAUAAGGAUAGCAAAAGUGCAAAUCUUAAGAGAAGAAGACGAGAAAACUAUAAUAAUUCUUGCAUUUUGAAAUAUUAAUUGGGUAAAGAAGCCCAAAGUGGACGUUAUCAAAGUCAUAUAAGUUGCUACUAUUAAUUAUCACAACUUCCUUGUUACGCAUUAAAUGCAUAAAGCGAAAAGAGCUAAGAUGGACGUGAAUUCGAUCGCAAAGAAAGUGAAAAGCUUGAAGAAUGCUGAAAAGCGUCGCGAGCGGUCUAUGGUGGCGGCGAGGUGUCGUCGUGGGAGGGAAUGUAACCUAUUUAGUGACCUCUCGGCCACCCUGCCAAUGGUGGAGGAAACAAAGUCUACCCUGGAUAAGGCCUCAAUCCUUCGCCUUACCCUGUGUGACCUUCACCUCAGAAAGAUGAUGAACUCCGAUGGAGGAUUUUGUGCCAGUCCUGCUAUUGAGAGUGCCGAAAAAUUUCCAAACUUCAUGCGUGCAGACAUUGAAACUCAAAUAGAUCUCACUUUGGGAGGUUUCAUCCUCGUACUUCGAGAAGACGGGGACGUCGUUUAUGCUUCGAAAGGGAUCACUUCCCAGCUUGGAAUUCAACAGCAUGAAAUCAUGGGUCAAUCCAUCUUCGACUAUAGUCACCAAUACGACCACACCGAUAUCCGCAGUUUGUUGAAAGUUAGUCACGCCACGGGAAGUGAUGAGGAGACUAAAUCUGUCCUGUUCAGGAUGAAAUGCACGGCAGCAUCCAUGGGCAGGAACGUCUCAUCCAGGGCGGAAAACUUUAAGGAGAUCAACUGUACUGGUCACAUGAUCGAGGAGGAUGGAACCAAGAGUAGCAAUAAAUGGUUCAUUUCAACCUGCCAACCACUCCCACAUCCAUCCCAUACCGACAUUCCUCUUGAGAAGGACACCUUCGUCACUAAGCAUACUCUCGAUAUGAAAUUCUCUUAUGUGGAUGACGCCGUCUUGGAAUUGCUUGGAUACACCCCAGAGGAAAUGGUUGGGCGGUCACUGUUUGAGUUUAAUCAUGCAUUAGAUGGGACACAGAUUGGGAAAGCGUUCAAGUCUUUGUAUGACAAAGAACAGAACCAGACUGACCGGUAUCGGUUUCUCACAAAGGGGGGUGGCUGGGUUUGGGUAGUUACACAAGCCACUGUAAUCCGAAGUUCCAGCAGCAAAGGGCGACCCUCUUCAGUCGUUUGUAUCCACUCCAUCACAUCCGGGAGGGAGGAACAAGAUCAGAUUUUAUCAGAAGUGCAAAUUGGAGAUGUCAUAAAGACGGAAAAUAACGCCACCAAUCAAUUAAAACCAAUCCUGACUUCCGAGGAUGAAGAGGAUAACUUCAUUUCCGACCUACUCGUUGGUCCUCUCCUCAACAAGGGAAUUUGCUCCACAGCAAAAAUCUUUACUGCAAGAACUAAAGACAUGGACACCGGGUAUCUUAUGGAGGUUGACGACACCCUCAUCCCGACUCUGGAAGAACCCGAAGAUCUCACCCAUCUUGCCCCCAUGGCUGGAGACGAAUGUGUCUCAUUAGAAAUUCCGUUACUCGACGACUUGCUCGCCUCUUUGGAUGCUGAUGACAUGUCGUAUUCAUUUUUGGAUGAUGAAGAAGAGUUACAACAAUUUGACAUUGUCCAACCCAAGGCGACUGAGCCAGAACAAGUCAAACUACUAGGUCAACCAAGUCCUGCCCUCUCAACCCAGCCAAUUUUGUGUUCCACCAAUCCACCAGUACCUACUCAAACUCAAGUGAUUGGUGAUUAUUUGGAGAGGGAAGUAUUUUCUCAACAAGUUCCCGAAGUCGUUGCUGCAUCAGCAAUGGGCAAUCUUGUGGAAUCCACUCCCACUAAAUUAAGGCGCCUCGAUGACGGUGGCCCACCUGCAAAAGUAUUUGUUCUCGUUCCAGCCAGACCUACGGCAGGAUCAAUCCCUAGCACACCACCAAUUCCAAAAAAUCAGGACGAUAAUGGACUGUUAGACUUGGUGAAAUUAGUCCAUGCACAACAGCUUCAGAUAGAACAACAAGCCUUGAUUCAAAAGCAGUUAAUCGCCAGAAUGGAGACCAUGACAAAGGCUGUUGGUAGUCAAGCGCCUCGAAGGGGAGAAAAGCGAAACUUUGCUGGUUUACUCCUUAACGAGGGACAACUCUCCACGGAUCAGCUUAUUCCACAAAAUUCCGAAACAGCUUCGUCAUUUGAAGAUUUCCUCAACACACUAGAAUUGGACAAUCCUGCCAUUUGUUAGAAACAAAAUCAAGUAUGUUGCACUCAUACAUAAGUAGGUUGAAGUAAUUAACAAUUCCAUGCUACGUUUUAAUGUUUUAUGUUAUUUAUUAUUUUUUUCGGUAAACAAUUAAGAAAAAUAUGAAUUUAUGUAUAACCGAUCAGAAGGACGAAACAAAUAAACCUUGAUAAACAAACUAAA